Molecule: messenger RNA, 3371 nt
Organism: Exaiptasia diaphana
Lineage: Eukaryota; Metazoa; Cnidaria; Anthozoa; Actiniaria; Aiptasiidae
Product: MMS19 nucleotide excision repair protein homolog
Exons: 36
Coding region: 237-3302 (1021 amino acids)
Biological process (GO): iron-sulfur cluster assembly
Cellular component (GO): cytosolic [4Fe-4S] assembly targeting complex
Source: RefSeq, a predicted model, not a curated record
AAAAUCAGAGUUAGUAUCUACUAACUCUGAUAAAAUUAAAAAUAAUAAUAUCAAAAAUCAAACUGAUAACCUUCUAGGCGUGAAUUAUAAAACCUUACAUCCAAUCAUUUCUUCUUGUUUUGUCGUUGUUAUGAUCUCCCCUCACCUAAUACUCCACUCCCAUAUCAUCCAAAACAGCCAGGCGUUGCUAAUGUUUGAACGAGAGGAUCUGAGCACUAGAUGCACGUGUGCUCAAAAUGGCGGAUUCCAGUCAUUUGGAAACGUUUAUGCAAAAUGAAGACUCACAGCCUAACCAGCUUUUAUCAAGAAUUGUGCGAGAUAUUUACGACAUGAAGACGUCUAUGUUGACGAUUGUGGAAGACCUCGGGCCAUAUUUAACUAGUGCUAAUGUCAGUCGACGCUGUAAAGCCGUUCAGCUUUUGUCGGGSAUUCUACAAAGAUUGGUGAAUUUUAAACUCAAUCAGCAACAAGUUGAGGUUUUGUGCAAUUUCUACUGUGACCGUUUGAAAGAUCAUUACUCCAUAGCGCCCUACUCUUUGAUUGGCAUCCAGGCUUUGAUUGCUAAUCAAGAACUACGACCUGGACAACUAGUCGUUAAGACAAUACAAGCUCUCUUCGCAGAAAUCAAUAAUCAGUCAUUAAUGCAGUCUGGUCGGUGUACAGUAUAUGGGAUAUUACUUUCCUCGGUGAGCAAGUAUCUUAAAGAUCUUCAAACCAUUGGCUCUGAUUUUGUUUUUGGUGUUAUUCAAACUAUGGACGGUGAAAAGGACCCAAGGAAUUUAGUUUUAGCAUUCCAGCUUGUAGCAUUGCUUGUGAAACAUUUUCCAAUAGGUUUGUUUGCAGAAGACUUGUUCGAAGUUACAUCUUGUUAUUUUCCUAUAGAUUUUAGUCCAUCAUCWGAAGAUCCUUCAGGAAUAACAAAAGAUGAUCUUGUGUUGGGAUUACGGAAAUGUUUGUCAAGCACUAAUUUAUUUGCUUCAUUUUGUCUGCCUUUGUUACUUGAGAAGUUGACCUCUGAUGUUAUAAGUGCAAAAAUYGACUCAUUGCUUACAUUGGCGUCUUGCAUGACAGUGUACACAACACAAAGCAUUAAAGAAUAUUUGGAUCCUUUUUGGAAAUCAAUACAAAGAGAGGUUUAUCAGACUAUUAGCUCAGAACUAGAGGAUGCAGCUUUACUGUCGCUAACAAGCAUCGUUAGAAAUCUAUGUUCACAAAAACAAGACAUUGAACCAAGAGACAAUUUCUUAUCUGUAAUAAUUAAAGAGUGUGAACAACAUCUCAGAUCUGAGGAUUUAAGGAUGAUGAAGCCAAAUGGCAGGAUACUACAAGCAGUGGCAUCUGCAGCAGAAUUGGCUUAUCAGCAAGURAUGAUUUCCACAAUUCCUUUGCUUCUUAACAAAUACAAUGSUCAACCACAGGGAAUUGCUAGAAAAAUUACUCUAGAYGUGAUGCUAGAGCUGUUAAAGGUUUCCAAAGACUUCCAUUCCACAGUAAAAGAUGACCCUGUUGUAGUGAAUAAAGAGGCUAUCCAAGCUAUCAUGUUUGAAGCCCUGKCAUCCGAAAGCCCUUCCAUAAACUGUGCUGGUAUAACAGGUUUAGUGGCAAUCGUGUCCUUGAGUGAUSUUUGUUCAGAUGAUGAGGUCAAGUUAUUCAUGCAACAUUUAACAAAACAUGCUCUUGAUACUUCUGAUGCAACAGUGAGGCAAGAAAGUACAAUGGCACUGGCUUACCUGUCUUCCAAUUUUCCAUCRUUAAUAAAAACAGAAGUCCUUCCWGUUGUUCGCAGCCAUCUUUCAUCAGAAGAGAGUGUUUCUAUGGUUUGUGACAGCUCCAUGGCAACCACUGAGACUACCAAUCAUGGAUAYGCAGUAGAUACUUUAUGUGUAGUUUGUACAGAGGAAUCCCUUGUACGAGAUGUUAUUGCAAUAAUGCUAACACACAGCAAGAAUUUAUCCAAUGUCAAUGAGGUAACURAUGAUAUCAAGAUCAAGGGAAAGAAAACAUUCACUAGUCUUCUGUCUGUUGUAGAAGGAACUUUGAAACGCAAUCUUAUCACACCAGAAUUUUACUCAAAUAACYUAAUACCAGAAGUUUUAUCAAUAAUUYUAGAACCUGUCCUGCAAGAUGCUCAAACAAACCUCAUGGUUGAGGCAGACAUUGUGGAGACAGUCAGCUCUGUUCUACGAGGGAUUAUAAGUCAACAGCAGACAGAAUCUGUAGAAGAGACAUUACAGUCUAUCAUAGCUCUCUUUGUAGAGGGUAUUUUACCAAAAUCACUUGACAAAUAUAAAGAUACGGUGUUUAGGCCAUUAGAGCUAACUUCACCAUGGCAACAAACACAGCUUGUUGUCCUGUUAAUGGCUGUUAUCUGUUCUGUAAAGAAGGAGGUGUCCAUUCCAAAGUACCAGGUUCUGGUGUCAAAGUUAGAAUGUCUGGCCUGUCAGUCUACCCAUAAAAGAACAAAUAUUGCGGCAGCAAAGUGUCUGGCUGGUCUUAUCAACAAGAUGGAUCAUGGUCAAGACCUGGACAACCUACUCCUWCAUCUAAAAGAUACUAUAUGGCCUUGUGUUACUGACAUGACGUACAAAGACCAUCACUGGAGUCUUCUUAUUACAUGGCUUUGGAUAACAAGGUCUCUCAUAAUCCGUUCUCAUCCAGCGUCAAUAGAUUUCAUUAAGAAGAUAAUGAGCAUGUUUGACAAAGAAGACCUUGGCAAAGUUGCAUCUGAUGGAUUUUACAUUCUAAUAAUGGACAGCAAUGACAUCAUGACGGCAGCUAUGCAUGCUAAUAUUAGAAUAAUGUACAGGCAGCGUUUCUUUAUGGAAACCCUACCGCUACUUCUUGCUGGUUUUCAGUCUGCACCAACAGUUCAUAAACAUAAUUACUUGACAGCUUUGUCACAUUUACUUCGCUGGAUUCCAAAACAAGUAUUAAUGUCUGAAAUUCCAAAUUUAAUGCCACUUUUGAUCCAGUCCUUGUCUCAUGAUCAAGCCAGUUUAUUGCUGUCUUCAUUGCAAACCUUGUACUCACUGGUCUUUGAUGCACCGGAAGCCGUCACUAGACAAAUCACAUCAAUUGUACCAAACUUGCUGCGACUUGUGAAGUUUGAAGGUUCAAUGACUGUACGUAUAGAGGCAUUGAAGUGUCUUGGAGCUUUGACAACAUUACCCCACCAUGUUGUGUAUGUUUAUAAGACCAAAGUAAUCAAGAGCCUUGCGCCAUCGCUUGAUGACAGAAAGAGACUUGUCAGAACUGCAGCUGUAACAUGCCGCAAUGAAUGGUUCCUUUUGGGAAGUGGAUAAGGAAGWUAUAAUAUUCCAAUGUAUUUUGUACAAAGUAUUGUUGCCAUUAAAGAUAAGUAAAAUGUUUAA